CCUUCAAGACCGAGGCAGAGGCCGAAUAGGUCACAAAGAAAGGGUAGUCGCCGGAGAUGUGCCCGACCAUGAAGAAGACGAAAAACACCGCCUCCGAGGACACCGACGGUGUCGCGAAUAAUACGGUUACAGCCGAGGCCGUGGUGGAGGAUCCCUGCUAUGACUGGCGGCGUGAGGCGAUCGAGGGAGGCUCCCUUCGUCAUGUUGACCUCCACAAGGGCGUCAAUGGAUGGGCCUCUCCUCCUGGGGAUUUCUUCCAACUACGUGGCCCCAACUACUUCUCCCGCCACCAGAAAUGCCCUUCCGGCGAUUGGCUUCUCCGACCGGCCGGCGUCGACUGGCUCCGCUCCGUCAGCCGCCUUGAUAACGUCCUCGGCCGCCAGGACAACCGCAUCGCCACCGCUCUCCGUGGUGCCCACGCCCUCGGCCUCUCCCGCAAGGCUUUCCUUGUCGCGGUUAAUCUUCAGAUCCCCGGUCGUGAAUGCCACUCCGCCGUAUUCUACUAUGCCUCUGAGGACCCGAUCCCGCCCGGAUCCCUCUUGUACCGCUUCAUCCACGGGGACGACGCGUUCAGGAACGCGCGGUUCAAGAUCGUGAACCGAAUCGUGAAGGGCCCGUGGAUCGUGAAGAGGGCCGUCGGGAAUCACGCCGCAUGCCUCCUGGGGAAGGCGCUCAGUUGCAACUACCACCGCGGGGAGAACUAUCUCGAGAUCGAUGUCGACAUCGGCAGCUCUGCCAUUGCCAAUGCCAUUCUUCACAUCGCUCUCGGUUGCGUCACGGCGGUGACAAUCGACAUGGGCUUCCUCGUGGAAGCGCAAGAGGAGGAGGAGCUGCCGGAGAGACUUAUUGGGGCCGUUCGGGUGGCGCAAAUGGAGAUGUGCUCGGCCAGAUACGUGGAAACCAGACACGUCGGAAAGGGAGGAUGG
Molecule: messenger RNA, 926 nt
Organism: Zingiber officinale
Lineage: Eukaryota; Viridiplantae; Streptophyta; Magnoliopsida; Zingiberales; Zingiberaceae
Product: protein ENHANCED DISEASE RESISTANCE 2-like
Exons: 1
Source: RefSeq, a predicted model, not a curated record